Penicillium cinerascens is the source of this 443-nucleotide messenger RNA. RefSeq lists its product as uncharacterized. The record is from RefSeq and is a predicted model, not a curated record. The transcript has 2 exons. Bases 81 to 443 code for a protein of 120 amino acids. Lineage: Eukaryota; Fungi; Ascomycota; Eurotiomycetes; Eurotiales; Aspergillaceae.
CCCUGGGCGAAGAGAAUGAAACCACGGUCGCCAAGAUCGCAUGGCUCAGCAGCAAAGAAGCCACGAAGCCUUAUGGAUCGAUGGUCGUGUACCUAACGAAAUCAACUGACGCGCGGAGACUCCUGGCUGAUGGGUACUUCCACGUCGGAGGAGAAUCCGGGACAACCAGCAUCUUCGAUGCAGGAAUGUCUAGAGAUGCGCGAAGUGCGCCGCAGAAGGCCAUCGCCACAGUAGCUGCGACCAGACAGUUCCGAAGUGCGUUCUAUGUGGGGGCCCUCACGAAUCGUUCAGCAGGAAUUGUCGGAAGCUCUACCCGCCUCGCAAUGAAUAAAACGCUCCGAGUGAUGCAGCUGAAUGUGAGGAAACAGGGUGCAGUGCAUGACAGUUUGAUGAACGAUGAAGAGACACAGGACGCAGUGGCACUAGCAAUCCAGGAACCCUAG